AAAAAAAGUCUACUCUAUUUUUUAAAUGCUGUAAUUCAAACUUUGACGUGCAUUUUUUGUUGUUGUUGUUGUUCCUGUGAUUUAGGAUGUCCCAGAUCUUGAGAGACCCUUUAAUAACGCCAAAGAAACACAGGGGGCGUCAAAUCCAAGUGGAGGACAAAGAGAAAGCAGCACAGCAGACCUUGCUGGAACAGUCGCAGCCCGAAGCUUGGCCAGCAUCCCCGCCCAAGGCCUCAACCGGGCUCCCUCCCAGGUCCAACGCCUACCUGAUUAUAGGGUUGCAAAACGAGCUGACCAAAUGUGGGAUCUUGAAGAACAUGAGCGACUACGAGGAUUUCUGGAAACUGGUUCAGGAGGAAGCUCUUGGAAUGGAAAUUAAAGAAAAGCUCCAGAAGAUAAAAUUUAAGUUGAUGAACCCCAGGCCCUGGCCGCCAGCUGCUUCCAGGAGAAGGGAGACCAGGAUGCUGGUAAUCCCUGAUCAAGACAGUGGGGCAUGCCAGGGGACACAGGACCAUCCAGGGAGGGUACCGGAAGCAGUGGAGGACGGCCCUGAGAAGGAGAGAAAAAAACAAGGCCUGCACCAACCUGGCUUGGAUCCACUCAAGCACUCAGGGGACACAGCGAGUCUCCUUGCUCGGCUCACGGAAUGGAAAAAAAGGUGCCGACAGAGUGAAGCUGCCCAGAGGCUGCAUCGAGGACCUGAGGAGAACAAGACUAUGUGUAAGACAAAGACGGAUUCCCAAAGCAAGAUGUAUCUUAGCCGGUUGCAUCAGAUGUAUUCCACCUCCCUUGCUAACAUGGAAUUCUCCAGAAGACUGCUGGAGAGAGAUGGCCGCUUCACAGACAUGGAUGCUGAGCACAGAGCUCGAAGCCUGCUGGAUUGCAUGGUCCCAAUAGGAUGCACACAGGCAGAUGUUCCACCCAGAGAACCAGCGGAGGACGACUCCCUGGCUCGUAGGCAGCAGCCUCCAGCAGGCCCUCCCCUCCGAUUUCUGAAGUGUCAGAGCCCAGGAAGUCCACAGAGAAGUCCCCACCUGAAGACAGGAAGACACCAAGUGACCCUGUGUGGCAUGAGCAAGCUUUCAGAAUGUGAGAGGGGUAUACUUGCUCCUGCCAGGGGGACCACAGAGCAUGUGAGGGGCAAGCUUGCUCCUGCCGGGGUGACCCCAGAUCCCAGACCUAUAGCACCCCUGACUCUUGCUCACAUGAUCCAGACCCAUCCUGUGGUGGAGGCCAAGACAGCAAGUCGAUACUGGGUGAACUAUGUGGAUGAAGAAUAAGAUUUUAUUUUAUUUUUUACAGUCAUUAGAUAAAUUCCAAGCAGGAAAUGACAGCUUUCUUUUUCUUUGGUUCUGCAUUAUGAUAAGCAACGAGGUUGUUAUCUGGUAAAGACGCUCGUGCCUGACAUGAGAUGCCUGGCACUUCAUUCUUUUUAUUAUAAAGGUGACACCAUCAUGCAGAACCCAGACCGUGAAUUCAGAUGAUGGAGACGGUCAGGGUCAGACAGACAGCACAGUGGGCAGCAGCAGCAGGCUGAGCAGACUCCAACAUGAGGCUUCAGCCCAUAGCUAUUCAC
This is a messenger RNA of Mastomys coucha (southern multimammate mouse), 1576 nucleotides long. RefSeq lists its product as uncharacterized. Bases 87 to 1280 code for a protein of 397 amino acids. The record is from RefSeq and is a predicted model, not a curated record. The transcript has 11 exons. Lineage: Eukaryota; Metazoa; Chordata; Mammalia; Rodentia; Muridae.